Molecule: messenger RNA, 615 nt
Organism: Hibiscus syriacus
Lineage: Eukaryota; Viridiplantae; Streptophyta; Magnoliopsida; Malvales; Malvaceae
Product: protein DMP9-like
Exons: 1
Coding region: 1-615 (204 amino acids)
Biological process (GO): endomembrane system organization
Source: RefSeq, a predicted model, not a curated record
AUGGAGAAAACUGACCAUGGAAUUGGCAUCAAAGUUUACACUGCAACAGCACCGCGGGAGAACCCUACACCGAUCUCCUCCCUCCCUCGACUGCCACCGGAUCCCGGUCGGAAGCGUAAAGUCGUGGCCAAAGGAGUUCAAAAAACCAUAUCCAAAACUUCCAUGCUUGUCAACUUCCUACCCAUAGCCACAGGCACUCUUUUAACUUUCGAAUUGGUUCUGCCUUCUGUUUACCGCCAUGGUGUUUGCACCCACGUUACCACCAUCAUGAUUAACUCCCUCCUAGGCCACUGCGCUCUCUCUUGCUUCUUCUUCCACUUCACUGACAGUUUUCGAGGUCCCAAUGGGACAGUUUACUACGGUUUCGUGACACCCAAGGGAAUGGCCCUUUUCAAACCUGGCCUCGAAGUCGAAUCCCCGAAACAUGACAAGUACAAGGCUGGACUUACGGAUUUAGUUCAUGCCAUCAUGUCGGUGUUCAUGGCGAUCGCUUUCUCGGACCAUAGAGUUACCAACUGUGUUUUUCCGGGACAAGAGAAGGAGAUGGAUCAAGUUAUGGAGGGUUUCCCGUUGAUGGUGGGGAUUAUUUGCAGUGGCUUGUUUCUUGUGUCCUAA